Molecule: messenger RNA, 3430 nt
Organism: Bactrocera latifrons
Lineage: Eukaryota; Metazoa; Arthropoda; Insecta; Diptera; Tephritidae
Product: protein bric-a-brac 1
Exons: 4
Coding region: 1246-2811 (521 amino acids)
Biological process (GO): regulation of transcription by RNA polymerase II
Cellular component (GO): nucleus
Molecular function (GO): protein binding; DNA binding
Source: RefSeq, a predicted model, not a curated record
UUAAAUUUUUUCUCAGGCAAAUUUACUUGCUAUCUCUUUCGUUUUGUGUCACGCUAACUCCUGCUGCACAAAAUGGGCAUGUACAGCUACCAGUAGAUAGUUUUUGUAUAUAUUUUUAAAUAGCUUAUGCUUGCCUACACCUUUGAAGAAAAUUAAUAUUUUUCAUUGUGCGCCAUAUUGUAGUUUUAUUUAUGUCUUCGCUACGCCUGCAAUGUUGUUUAACCACCAUUAAACAUUUUCCCAUUCCAAAGCGUUCUCCUCCUUGGAACAUUUAACAUAAUACUUACGUAUGUAUGCGUGCACUCUCACCACGCUCUAUGGUUUACUCAUCAAUUUGUUAUACCCGGUCGCGUCAGUCCUGCUGCAUAUUGGUUCUUGAUUUUUUUUUUUUUUUUUACAAAAUUGUAUUUGUUAAAGUUAAUGUUCUUUGGUGUUGUCUCUCAGCAAUGUCUCGGUUAUGCUGCCACAUGUGUGCGCCGCGCCUGUUCUCUGGUUGGUAGCUGGUUAACAGGCAGGCUGUGUCGGUUUGCCUGCCGGCCUGCUUUCCUUUUUAUUUUUCCUUAAAAUAUUACUUUAUUUUUGUUGUUUUUGCUGUUGAAAAAAUGCUAAAGUACAGUGUUCGAAAUUUUGCGCUACACUUUAGUAAUUGUAGUUGUCAUUGUUGUUUUUGUUGUUAUAAUUGCUGUUGCCACUGUGCGGUGUAGUGUUGCUGUUACCGACGCUGCCGCAGUCGUCGCUGUCACUGUUGUUAAACUUCUGCUUUAUUUCUUUGUCUUUUGGCCUUUUCUGUUUAAUGCAAAAAAGGAAUUCCUACUUGCGCACGGAUUUUUCAAUAAAUUUGCUGCAAAAAGUUUCUGUCUUAAGAAUGUGAAAAAUAAGAAAUUUUCAUACAAAAAGAUUAAUCAUAAAAAUGCGCGAAAAGCUGCUUGGAAGAACUGUGAGCUUGAAGUUUCCGAUCAAGAAUAUUUCGCAUCUACAGUGGUUAAUGCACCAUUCUCUAAAAAACUUUGAAAGUGUUACUCUUCAUCAACGCUUAGAAAUAUUAGCGCUUCCGUAAGACUCCGUUAGACUUCCCUACAGCCAAAAACACGGCACUUCUGAUUGAAAAAGUGAUAUAUUAAUAUAUAACGAAGUUUUUCUUAGAAUCAUCAAUUUCUUACGGCAACAGAAUUAUUUCACCUCCAGCUAACGAAAGCCUGUACCUGACUCUGAACGCCCGGUUUGCCUACCAACGGCACCGCCACGAUGAACGCGUCUCAGCGUCAGGAGUUUUGUGUGCGCUGGAACAGCCAUUUGGGUAGUAUCGGUGCCGCAUUUCCUCAACUGUUGGCCGGUCAGCGUUUUGUUGAUGUGACCUUAGCAUGUGAGGGGCAUCAAGUGCAUUGUCAUCGACUCGUCUUGGCCGCAUGUUCAUCCUAUUUUGAUAGCAUCUUGGCUGAGAAUCCUUGUAAACAUCCAGUCAUCAUAUUACCCAGUGAAAUAAAGCUGUGGGAGAUUCAGGCGCUUGUCGACUUUAUGUACAAAGGUGAGGUGAAUGUCACACAAGCCGGUUUACCGCAACUACUGCGUUGUGCCGAACAGUUGCGCAUUCGCGGUCUUUAUGGGUCCGAUGCCGCAUUGAAUUUGAAUCAGCUGAAAGCGCUUACGAAUAAAGCGGCUGCAGCAGCUGCUGCCGCGACGCAACAACAACAGGCGGAUGGCAUUGAGACCGACACAGAUACCGCUACUAAUUCGACAACAACAACGACAGCAACAGCAGCAAGCGCACUACAGCAGUUACAUGCUGGUGGGGGAAUGUCAGCGGCUAUGAUGGCGCAAGAGCUGCAGCAACAAAAGUAUCAGCAACAACCAACAUUUAUGAUUAAAAAGGAGCCUAUACAACAGGAUAUGGAACAUGAACAACAAAUGGAACAGCUGCAGCAACAACAAUUGUUACAACAACAAAGCAACGGAAGCCUCGCGCACAACGCCAUGCAACAAAAUCAUCUUGAACACCAGCAACAGCUCGUGCAUCAGCAACAACUACAGCUACAGGCACAGCAACAACAGCAACAACAACAACAACAUCAACAACAACAACGUGUGCCGCAAGCAACAUUAGCUCAUGUGGCCAAUGCCGCUGCGGCCAUGGCUGCCGCCAGCGCAACGACAAAUUCGAAUGCCAACAGCGAAGAUGACGAUUCGGGCGAUGAUUCCAAUUCCAAUCAGGCUUAUGAAGAACGCAAUAAAUAUAGAAUGCAGCAAAAAGUAGCAGCCAAUAAUAUGAAAGCGACACAAGCGCCCGCUGGUGCGCAUUUGGACUCCACCAUAGAAGAUGAUCACAACUAUGUGGCCGCACACGAUGAGGAUAGCAGCUACUGCGCCAGCGCGGAUACUGAACACGAAAGCUCAGCCAAUGCAUCAUUACUCAACAUGCUGGCGGCGCAGGCGAACAGCGGUGCUGCUAAUACCGGCGAAAUGUCCGGUUCUCUAAAACGUGUGCGCCGCUCCGAGGCAUCACUGGCUCAAGCAGCAAAGUGCGUUUCAAAAGGACAAACCUUCCAAACGGUCAGCAACAUGUUUAACAUACCAGUUUCGACAAUACGCUUCUACAUGGCGCGAAAGGGUAUAUUGCCACGUCGUAAGCGCGGACGUGGCGCCUCAUCAGCUGUGAGUAGCGUGACCGCCGGUAGCGGCGGCAUAAUGACGGCCACGGCGGCAGCAACUAUGGCGCAAGCGUUAUCGCAAAUGAAGCGCGCCGAAAGUCCGAGUGGCUUUCCAGCUCAUCAGUUGGUGAGUGGCGCCAGUGUUGGCGGCAAGGCGCACAUUUAAUUCAAACGCAGCAACGAAGAUAAGCAGCGCGGGACACAUGUUAAACUUGUAAAGUUUAGCAGUAAGCAUUCAAAAGCUCUCAACGGUUACGAGUGAGAUUACAACUACACGUACACUUAAGCGCCGUACGGUGAAAAAAACACAAAAAAUACUCUCUUAAGCUAAGUAUGUAUGUGUAAUGAAAUAUACCGGAAACGCCAAUUUACUUAAGUAAUUAUAUUAUAUGAUUUAAAAUUUAAUCAUUCUUAAAGUUCAAUUCUACGUAAGUCAUUCUUGCACGUUAAGUUGUACAAAGUAUUGUUUUAAUUUCCUACAUUCAUAAUUACCGGCAGCUAUGUACAUAUAUGCAAUUUAUAUAUUUUUUUUUUCAAAUUUCAUAAAUGUCAUCAUACACUGUUUACAUGUUCGUAUUUGUUGUGCUGCGCGCAAAAUGAUUCAGAAAGUUUUAUUUUUUAUACCUUGCAUUAUUAUUCAAUGAUUUUACAUUAAAGAAAUUCAAAGCAGCUGUAUCACAUUUUACGUGAAACUUUUAAGUCAUAGGCUGAGCAACAAAAUAUACAUACAUUCAAGAACAUUUUCUAUAAAAAAAAUGCCAAAUAUGCAUUUUAUAUUAAUAAAA